AGAGAUCACAAGGACAAUAUAAACUUGAUCCUUGCUAACCAUCCUCAGUGACUUAAAGAGAACGAGUGAAAUUAAACAUGAAGAUAAUUGCAGUCUCCAUAUUCUCUGUUGCCUCACUUCUUCUUAUAACUUCAUCUCUUGCUUCGCUAACUAUCUCAGGUGGUGGUACUGGUGCGGUAGCUCCAGCGCCGGAGAUCAAAGAUGGUGCAGAGUUAGAGAAAUGGUGUGGAGGGAAGUGUGAAGUGAGAUGCGAAGAAGCAGGUAUGAAGGAUAGAUGUUUGAAGUAUUGUGGGAUAUGCUGCAAAGAGUGUAAGUGUGUUCCUUCAGGAACUUACGGGAACAAGCAUGAGUGUGCUUGCUAUCGUGACAAGCUCAGCAGCAAAAAGACUCCCAAGUGUCCUUGAUUAUACAUCUCGAUCUCCAUCCAAAUUUUUAAAUAAAUAAAAAAAAAGAAAGAUCCGGUGAACUAUAUAUGGAUCUUUUCCUUAUGGGUUUUCCCUUCAAUUGUCCUUUGUAAUUCCCGAUGUUUUUUCUUUGAUAAGUGAUUCCCGGUGUUAA
Messenger RNA from Raphanus sativus (radish), 558 nucleotides. Its product is annotated as gibberellin-regulated protein 7. The coding region runs from base 78 to 404 and encodes 108 amino acids. NCBI's taxonomy places the organism in Eukaryota, Viridiplantae, Streptophyta, Magnoliopsida, Brassicales, Brassicaceae. The transcript has 2 exons. The record is from RefSeq and is a predicted model, not a curated record.